This is a messenger RNA of Aspergillus chevalieri, 3147 nucleotides long. Its product is annotated as putative nonsense-mediated mRNA decay protein (Nmd5). Gene Ontology annotation, molecular function: small GTPase binding. The record is from RefSeq and is a predicted model, not a curated record. NCBI's taxonomy places the organism in Eukaryota, Fungi, Ascomycota, Eurotiomycetes, Eurotiales, Aspergillaceae. The transcript has 8 exons. Gene Ontology annotation, cellular component: nuclear envelope; cytosol. The coding region runs from base 1 to 3147 and encodes 1048 amino acids. Gene Ontology annotation, biological process: protein import into nucleus.
AUGGACGUCGCCGCCCUCCGAGACCGCAUACAAUCUACGCUCGACCCAAAUGCGGAUAUUCGACGUCAGGCUGAAUUGGAUCUGAAAUAUGCCGAGACGCAGCCUGGGUUUAUAAAUGCGCUUUUGGAUAUUUUGCAAGCGGAGCAGGUCAACGCCGUUCAACUUUCGGCCGGUGUUUACCUGAAGAACCGCAUCAACCGGGGUUGGGCACCCCUCGAAGAUAACCCACUGCGCACACCGAUUCGCGAGGAGGAGAAGCCAGGAUUUAGAGAACGCUUGAUUCCGGCCCUGGCAUCGACGCCCCCGAAUGUUCGCGCCCAGUUUGUCCCUCUUCUGCAGAAAAUUCUCCAAAAUGACUUCCCCGAACACUGGCCCGGGUUCCUGGAUAUCACGAUUCAGCUGUUGAGUGCCAAUGACGCAAACUCGGUGUACGCAGGCCUGCAGUGUCUGAUGGCCAUCUGCCGUGUGUACCGUUUCAAGGGUGGGGACAAGAGGGAAGAAUUCGACAAGAUUGUCGAGCACACUUUCCCUCAGCUGCUGAAUAUCGGAUUGCGACUUGUUGACGAAGAGAGUUUAGAGGCGGCGGAGAUGCUUCGCAUUGUUGUUAAAUCGUAUAAACAUGCGAUAUAUUUCGAACUCUCGCCGGCCCUCCAGACUCACCAGGCGACUGUCGACUGGUGUACACUAUUCCUACGAGUUGUCGCCAAGGACCCUCCUGCCAAUUCCAUGAUGGAAGAGAAGGAAGAGAGAGAACUCAACCAUUGGUGGAAGUGCAAGAAGUGGUCUUACGCCAACUUGAACCGUCUUUUCAUUAGAUACGGAAACCCAUCCACUAUGAGCAAGACCAGUACCCCCGACUACACUCCUUUCGCUAAGACUUUCAUCACCACCUUCGCCCCGGAGAUUCUCAAAGGAUAUCUGCAGCAGAUCGACAAGUGGGUCAACGGUCAAUGGCUCAGCAGCCCGGCGCUUUCCUACACCCUGAUUUACCUGGAAGAAUGUGUCAAGCCUAAGGUGAUGUGGGACCAUCUUAAGGCGCACAUGGACAACCUCAUCGCUCAUUUCAUCUUCCCGAUUAUGUGCCAAUCCGAUGAAGACAUCGAGCUCUUCCAGACAGACCCAUCCGAGUAUCUUCACCGGAAGUUGAACUACUACGAGGAGGUGUCCGCUCCAGACGUCGCAGCCACGAAUUUCCUAGUUGCGCUUACGAAGAACCGAAAGAAGCAGACGUUCUCCAUCCUCCACUUUGUCAACGGCGUGGUGAGCAAAUACGAAUCUGCACCCGAUGAGCAGAAGCUGCCAAGGGAGAAGGAGGGCGCCCUGCGCAUGAUCGGCUCCUUGUCUUCUGUCAUCCUGGGCAAGAAGAGCCCUAUUGCCGAUCAAGUGGAAUACUUCUUCGUCCGUCACGUCUUCCCCGAGUUCCGCAGCCCCCACGGCUUCCUCAGGGCUCGUGCUUGCGACACCCUGGAGAAGUUCGAGCAGCUCGAUUUCCAGGACCCCAACAACCUCAUGAUCAUCUACAGGAACAUCCUCGAAUCCAUGACCGAUCCGGACUUGCCUGUUAGGGUUGAGGCUUCUCUUGCCCUGCAACCUCUUAUCCGACACGACAUCAUCAGAACCUCGAUGCAGCAGAACAUCCCGCAAAUCAUGCAACAGCUUCUCAAGCUUGCUAACGAAGUCGAUGUCGACGCUCUUGCCAACGUCAUGGAGGACUUUGUUGAGGUCUUCUCUGCUGAACUUACACCUUUCGCCGUGGCGCUGAGUGAGCAGCUGCGCGAUACUUACAUGCGUAUCGUCGGUGAGCUUUUGGAGAGAAACGCCGCCAAGGGUGACGAUGAUGGAUUUGGUGAUUUCUUGGAUGACAAGAGUAUUACCGCUCUUGGUGUUCUGCAAACCAUUGGAACCCUUAUUCUCACCCUCGAGAGCACGCCAGACGUGCUCUUGCACCUCGAGACUAUCCUCAUGCCUGUGAUUAGCAUCACGCUUGAGAACAAACUCUAUGAUCUCUACAACGAGAUCUUUGAGAUCAUUGACAGCUGCACAUUUGCAUCCAAGUCUAUCUCUCCCACCAUGUGGCAGGCUUUCGAAUUGAUCCACAAGACCUUUAAGUCUGGUGCUGAGUUGUAUUUGGAGGACAUGCUCCCUGCACUGGACAACUAUGUCACCUAUGGAUCUCAGAUGAUUGUCCAGAACCCAGCAUACCUUGCAGCCGUCGUUGGCAUGGUCGAGGACAUUUUCCGGGACGAAAAGGUUGGUGGUGUCGACCGGAUAUGCGGAUGCAAACUGGCAGAGACGAUCAUGUUGAACCUCCGGGGUUACAUUGACCAAUACAUUCCCCUUUUCAUUGAGCUGGCAAUGCGCGUCAUUGACGCCGGUGAGACAAGGACCAAGUCCUACAAGAUCCAUCUCAUGGAGAUGGUCAUCAAUGCCAUCUACUACAACCCUGUUCUCAGUCUCCAGGUUCUCGAAUCCCACGGCUGGACGAACAAGUUCUUCAGCACCUGGUUCUCUAGCAUUGACAACUUCAAACGGGUGCACGACAAGAAGUUGUCGAUUGCGGCUAUCAGCUCGCUUCUGACACUGAAGGGUAACGACGUUCCUGCCAGUGUGCAGCAGGGCUGGCCCCGGUUACUUCAGGGUAUCACUAGACUUUUCCAGACCCUGCCCGCAGCGAUUAGGAAUCGCGAAGAGUCAACCAGGGAGUCCGACUUUGCCUACGAGGACGAAGGCGAAGAAGACGAAGAGGGCAACGACUGGGACGGUGAGAUUGAGUGGGCUGAGGAGGAAGUCGAGGGAGCACUUGAAGGAGAUGUUCCCGACGAGAGCGCUGCUUAUAUCGAUUUCUUGAACCAAGAGGCUCAGAAAUUCGGGUCCUACGGCGGCGACGACGAUGAGGACGAGCUCGACGAAGAGAGCCUCCUCGAGACACCUUUGGACAAGGUUGAACCUUACAGCUUGUUCAAGAAUGUCUUGCUUGGCCUCCAACAAGAGCAGCCUCAGCUUUACGAGAAUCUGACAAAUAUUCUGAAUGUGGAAGAGCAGCAGGUGCUCCAGGCUGUCUUCCAUCAAGCAGACCAGAAAGCCAUGGAAGCAGCUAACGCCCAAGCUGCUGCAGCUGCUGCAGGCAUGACGACUAACGGCCAAUAG